Aspergillus melleus is the source of this 399-nucleotide messenger RNA. RefSeq lists its product as uncharacterized. The record is from RefSeq and is a predicted model, not a curated record. The coding region runs from base 1 to 399 and encodes 132 amino acids. NCBI's taxonomy places the organism in Eukaryota, Fungi, Ascomycota, Eurotiomycetes, Eurotiales, Aspergillaceae. The transcript is spliced from 2 exons.
AUGACGAUCCCAGCCGAUCAAGUCCCAGACGGUUGGACGGGCGAUCCUGAUGAGCUUGAGUUUUAUCUCUUUCCACACUCAGUGGUGGACGAUAUCGCAAAAGCGCACGGACUGACAGAGCCCAAUCUGGUUAUUCACAGAAAGCCUGAAAGUGGAGAAAUGUGUCUCAUCCUUGAAUCGGGCAAUAAUUACUAUUGGGGUGAUUAUAUAUGUGACGACAUCUUUCUGAUCACGAAGCCCAAGACGUUGAAGGGGAUUUUACACACACUUGCCACGAAAGGGGAUGGAGCUUUUAAGACGAGGAAAGUGGAGCCAGUGGAAUUGGACGAGGAGGAAACCGAGAGGGGGAAUGUGCAGAAACAGUGUGAGGAUGUUGCCAUAUUCGUGCCAAUAGACUGA